AUGGAGUCCACCGUCGACCUCGUCCCGCCAGCUGCCAGUCAAAUGAGCGAAAACCCUGUCACCAGCGCCUGCACCAAGUUCGUGCAUAGCAGUAUGAACAAACCUGGCUGCCCCAUACAUGCGUGCAAGUGGACACCGGAGGGGAAGCGACUCAUCACGGGCGCGAAAACGGGCGAGUUUACUUUGUGGCAGGGCUUGACUUUCAACUUUGAAACUAUCCUUCAAGCUCAUGACGCGGAACUGCGCAGCAUCAUAUGGAGCCAUGACGAAAAUUGGAUGCUGUCCGGCGACCAGAAGGGUAUUGUCAAGUACUGGCAGUCCAACAUGAAUAAUCUCAAGGCAUUCCGCGCCCAUGACGACACUAUCCGAGAUCUCUCGUUUUCGAGGACGGAUUCUAAGUUUGCCUCAUGUUCGGAUGAUAACAAUGUCAAGGUAUGGGACUUUGUGACCUCCAAGUCGGAACGCGUUUUGGAAGGACAUGGUUGGGAUGUACGGUGUGUCGACUGGCACCCAACUUUCCCGCUUCUUGCGUCGGGAUCUAAAGAUUCAAACCUUAAAAUAUGGGAUGCGAAAAGUGGACAGAACCUCACUACUUUGCAUGGGCACAAGAAAACAAUAGUCAAGGUAAAAUGGAAUCGAAACGGCAACUGGUUGAUUUCUGGUUCUCAGGAUCACCUUAUUAAGAUCUACGACAUCCGCAUGAUGAAGGAAUUUCAAAUAUUCCGCGGUCACAACCGUGAAGUCACCUCAAUGGAAUGGCAUCCUCAGCAUGAUGAUUUCUUUGUAUCAGGUGCGUAUGAUGGCGCGAUCUAUUUCUGGGUCGUUGGUCAGACAGAUCCUGUCGCAACUAUCGCUUGCGCCCACCAGUCGUCCGUAUGGGACUUAGAUUGGCAUCCCAUGGGCCACAUUUUAGCAACGUCUUCGAAUGAUCAGGCGACCAAGUUUUGGACACGCCAAAGACCAGGAGAUCAAAUGAAUGAUAAGUAUAGCUCGGCUAAUAGCCAUCAAGAUGAUAGCAAUGAAAGAUCAGGGAGGAGUGGUGGUCGUGGUAUGCGGGGUAGGCAACGGAACAAUUAUGGACAGGGCGAUUACAAUCCCAGGGAUCGUUCUGGUGGCGGAUACAUGCGCGGGAAAUAA
Messenger RNA from Chondrus crispus (carragheen), 1137 nucleotides. RefSeq lists its product as hypothetical. Gene Ontology annotation, molecular function: protein binding. Gene Ontology annotation, cellular component: mRNA cleavage and polyadenylation specificity factor complex. The coding region runs from base 1 to 1137 and encodes 378 amino acids. The record is from RefSeq and is a predicted model, not a curated record. Lineage: Eukaryota; Rhodophyta; Florideophyceae; Gigartinales; Gigartinaceae. The transcript has a single exon.